CGGGUGCGCUUCGCUCCGCCAGCGCGGCUUUCCUUGCCGGCUGUGCCCCGCGCCCGCGCCCGCCCGGUAAGCGAGUCCCGGGCCGCGGCCCCGGAUCCCGGGCCCGCCAGCCGCGCUUCCCCGAGCCUCCUCCGGGCAGCCCUCUCGGGUUGCGGGGUCGUGGCGCCCUCAGAUUUUAAGACCCCCGUGCCCUUCCCGGAAGCUGUCGGAAUGCGGGGCGCCGCCGAGCUGGUCUAGCGGCCCUCCGAGUUGUGCCCUGCCACCCCCACUCUUGGAAACUUCUGGGAAGUUCCCUGCCUGCCCUGGUUCCUCCCAGAAGUUGCCUAGGACUUUAGGCAGCCCCACAGUUCCUCCGGGAUGCGGGUCCCCCCCCCCCCCCGCCCCUACUGAGAGAGGCACACCGCGCCCAGGCGUGGGUCCCGCCCCGCCAUCUCGCCCACUGCCGCCCCACCCCCGCCCUGUCACCCUGUCGCCCCUCCCCGGUCCCGCCUGCACCCUGCCCUGACCUCUGCGUUCACUUGGCCUCUCCCGCAGACUCCCUAUGGGCAGAGCUGCUGAGGCGCAGGUGGAGCCCCAGAGUGCGCCCUGCCGAAGUCGGGCCGGAGUUCGGAGCCCGACCUUGCCGAGUGCUCUGUCGCCCGCCCACCCCGCCACAGGCGUCGGGGCAGUGGCAACAUGGCCUUCUCCCAGGUGCAGUGUCUGGACGACAGCCACGUCAACUGGCGCUCCAGUGAGUCCAAGCCCGAGUUCUUCUACAGCGAGGAGCAGCGGCUGGCCCUGGAGGCCCUGGUGGCCCGCGGCAGGGAGGCUUUCUAUGAGGUGCUGAAUCGGGAGAACAUUCGGGACUUCCUGUCGGAGCUGGAGCUCAGGCGCAUCCUGGAGACCAUUGAGGUGUAUGACCCAGGCUCCGAGGAUCCGAGGGGUGCCGGCCGGCCCCGGGGUCCUGAGGACAAUGGCGUUGGCGACAGCGAGGAGGCCAGCAGGGCGGGUGGGGACCCCACUGAGGCCGAGCCACUGCCCUCUCUGGAGUACUGGCCCCAGAAGUCGGACCGAUCCAUCCCCCAGCUGGACCUGGGCUGGCCUGACACCAUUGCCUACCGUGGUGUGACCCGGGCCAGUGUCUACAUGCAGCCCCCCAUCGAUGGGCAGGCCCACAUCAAAGAGGUGGUGCGAAAGAUGAUCAGCCAGGCCCAGAAGGUGAUUGCCGUGGUCAUGGACAUGUUCACCGACGUGGACAUCUUCAAGGACCUGCUGGACGCCAGCUUCAAGAGGAAGGUGGCCGUGUACAUCAUCGUGGACGAGAGUAACGUCAAGUACUUUCUGCACAUGUGUGAGCGGGCCCGCAUGCACCUGGGGCACCUCAAGAAUCUCAGGGUGCGGAGCAGCGGGGGAACGGAGUUCUUCACACGGUCGGCCACCAAGUUCAAGGGUGCCCUGGCCCAGAAGUUCAUGUUCGUGGAUGGAGACCGGGCCAUCUGUGGCUCCUACAGCUUCACGUGGUCAGCCGCGAGGACGGACCGGAACGUGAUCUCCGUGCUGUCGGGCCAGGUGGUGGAGAUGUUCGACCGGCAGUUCCAGGAGCUGUACCUCAUGUCCCACGGCGUCAGCCUCAAGGACAUCCCCAUGGAGAAGGAGCCCGAGCCCGAGCCCAUCGUGCUGCCCUCCGUGGUGCCACUGGUGCCCUCGGGCACCGUAGCCAAGAAACUCGUCAACCCCAAGUACGCACUGGUCAAGGCCAAGAGCGCCGAUGAAAUCGCCAAGACGUCCUCCGAGAAGCAGGAGGUCAAGAAGACCCCCGGACUGCGGGGCGCCACCCUGGCCGAGCGGCCCGGAAAUGUCCCGGAGGCGCCCCUGCCUGUCCACCCCGGCCUGCUCAACCUGGAGCGGGCCAACAUGUUUGAGUACCUGCCCACGUGGGUGGAGCCGGACCCGGAGCCCGGCAGUGACAUCCUGGGCUACAUCAAUAUCAUCGACCCCAACAUCUGGAACCCCCAGCCCAGCCAGAUGAACCGCAUCAAGAUCCGAGACAUGUCCCAAGCUAGCACCCAACUGUGGAAGCAGAGCCAGGACUGCAGCCCCAGCCCCGGGCCCAGUGCCCCCCAGGACGGGGGCCCAGCGGAGAACGGCCUUCCGCAGGGGGACCCCGAGCCCCAGCCCCCCGUGCCCAAGCCCCGGACAGUCCCUGUGGCAGAGCUGCUCGCCCAGGACAGCGGCGGUGUUGACUGGGCCCUGGAGACCCCAGAAGAGGAGACGCCCCAGAAUGGGACAGAUGGAGCAUCGCCCCGGACACCGGGCCCAGGCCACGCCCCGCUCCGGCGACAGCUGUCUGUGACCCAGGAUGACCCUGACGGCCAGGGAGCGGUGAUCCCCAAUGGGCUAGAUGGGGAGGAGGAAGAAGAUGAUGAUGACUACGUGACCCUCAGUGACCAGGACAGCCUCUCGGGCAGCUCCAGCCAUGGCCCCGGCCCCCGGCGGCCCUCGGUGGCCUCCUCUUCUGUGUCAGACGAGUAUUUUGAGGUGAGGGGGCGCUCAGCCCCUCUCCAGAGGCGCCACUCCGAGCAGGUAGCCAACGGGCCGGCCCAGCCCCCCCGCCGACAGCUGAGUGCCCCCCACGUGACCCACGGGACCUUUGGUGGACCCCUGGAUGGCUCGCCGUGGGCCCCGGGUCAGGAGAGAAGAGAGGCGGGUACUCCGAAGAGGACGCAGGCUCCGAAUUCCACGGACAAGGAGACACAGGGCCAGCCCAUCGCCCACUGUAGGGUCCCUGCCUCAGGGACCAGGGAGAAAGAUGGCUUCCUGCGGCCGAUGAGGACCUCGGGACUCCCGCUUUGCCGCCCUGCUGCUGAUGGCACCCAGAGCUCUGCCAGGAAAGCGGGCCCGGCCAUGGCAGGCCCAUACCCCUGGCAGGUCAAGGCGGGCCCCAUGUCCCGCACUCUGGCUGAUCCCGGGACCCCAAGGCCGGCCCGAAACGCCAGCCCCCAGGCCGAUGGCAGGCACCCUAAAGAGCAGCCAAGUCCUUUCGGAAUCCCGUACUCCAAACUGUCCCAGUCGAAGCACCUGAAGGCCAGGACGGGCAGUGGCCAGUGGGCCUCCUCUGAUUCUAAACAGAGGGCUCAGGCCCCCCGGGACCGCAAGGACCCCUAGCACCCCGUCCCUGGGCCUGGAGCCGUGCGGUCCGUGGUCUCUGCCCCAGCCCAGACUCACCAAGCAGGUGUCCGUGGGGCUGUGCCAGGGACUGGCAGACGGGCCGCCCGGACCGUCCAGAGCCCGGCCCGGAAGGCAGGAAGGUGGGGUGGCCAGCGACGUUGACACUCACCUGGUCAGUGCACCAAUACCAGGUGGCCAUGAUGGUCAGACCAAAGGUCAUCCCGGUCCACGGGAGGUCCCCUGUGUAGGGGUCUCGGAACAUGUGCAUAGCGUCUGCCCGCGGCAGGUGGCAGGUCGUGUUGGCGAUGGUCCGGCGUGGGAUGGCCUGGGCAUAGGCAGCCGCCAGUUGCUCAUACCCACCGAUCUGGUCAAAAGCUGGAGAGGGCGGGGCAGGGACGGGUUGCUGGCUGGUGGCCCUGACUCAGGGCCCCCACUUCCCAGUGCAUCAAACUUGACUUUUUCCCAUUCACCUUUCCCAGUCUCUGGAAAGGUAUGGAGGGUAGAGGGUUUAAAAAGCAAGGGGGUGGGGGAUUCAAAUGACUGUUCUAUUUGUAUUUAAAAUAAGACUAUUAAAUGAGCAUUUUGCACGUGGACACCUACAGUGUCCCCUUGGGCCCUGGAUGCCUGUUGGCCUCGGGCGAGGGGUUCUCUGCCAGGCUUCAGAUUGUUGACUCAAGGGAGCAAAAGUACUUUUUCUUGGCAUUCGAGGACCUUCCCGAGGAGUCUAAAGUGUUAAAGCCCUGACCUGGGGCUUCUGAAGGAUGUGACUUGGGCAGAGCUGAGGAUGCCCGGCAGUCAUGUAGCACUGAGAACAGAACGAGUCCCAGAGGGGGCACAGGAGUGACCGAGGCCACGUGGCCAGCCGGCUGGGGCUCGGGCCAGAAGUCAUUUCCCUCCUUUCGCUCCCUCACUGUUCCCGUCUACCUCAGGGUCAGGGCCCUGCAUGGGCAAGCCCCGGCCCAUCUGUGGCUUCUGCUGUGUCUGCAGUCACUGCCCCCCCAUCCAGCCUGGGCCUGGCUGCCUGGCUCCCUCCCCUGCAGUGGGUUCCAGGGAUGUGGGCCCCUGUCUGAAAGGAGGCAGACACACAUAAGUGUGAAUACGGGGGACGCUCUGUCUCAUCUGCCUGCUCCUCGCCCCUCUGCCCUGCCUUUGCCAGGCUGGGAGCCUGCCGCCGGCACUCUGGCCCUGGCCUCUCUGCCGCCCCGAGCCCAGGCCGGGCCGAGUACUCAGAGCAAGCGUACGAACGCUAUUCAAAGGUCAGAAAUUGCCGGGCCACGGGAUCCUCCAGUCUGAGCUUCGGUUUACCCCUGUGGGAUCCUGCUGGCUCUGAUAGCCCCUAAUGGGGCCGCCCUCGGAGCUUCGUCCGGGUUCCCAGGCCAGGAUCACCGACGCGUCUCAACCCUCUCCCCUCCUCCCCGGCCCCGGCCUGCGGGCUGUUGCAGUGCUUCUGCCGUGAUGCACAGGAUUUUUAAUAAUUGGACCAGAGGCCCGGGCGGCUCUGUGGUCCGCUGAUGGUGCGCACACGUGCCCUCGGCCCUCCCUCUCCAUCAAGCCCCGAGCCAGCCCGGGGCGGGCCACACGCUCAGCUGGGCCGCCGUCGGGAGGCCGCCGCCGCGGGGGCGGCCGACUGCCGGGUGGCUUGACCUCGUGAGCCCACCCCCACCCAGUGCUGGCACCUGGGUCCUGGCAGCGCAGCCCCCCCCCCCCCGCUCACCUUUGACGGUCAGGAUGACAGCCCCCACCACCAUGAUGAGCGUUUGCAGGGCGUCCGUGUAGAUCACAGCAGCCAGACCCCCUGUGGGUAGAAACGACGGAGCUCGAGGGGGGAGGGGCAGCAGCUCCACGACAUGUGUCCCCUGCCCUCUCAGGUGCGUCAGCUGUGGGGCCAAUCGGCUGGGCCGGCAGCACCAACUCCACGGCUCCACUGGCCAGGCUGUGGGAGGAGGGGGCCCCCGCCUCCUGCUCGUGCCCCCCAUGCAUCUGCCCCACCGCAGGGAUGCCCGGGCCGGCUGGCGGUCAGGCCCCCUGUGUGGGGGGUCCCCGGGGCGCCAUACCUGCGAUGGUGUACAGGGCCGUGAUGGUGAGCAUGAGGAUGGUGGAGAGGUAGAAGUUCCAGCCCAGGCAGAUGUGCACGAAGAGUGCCCCGGCGUACAGGUCGAUCUGGGGAAUGGGAGAGGAACUUGCGCGGAGGCUCGAGCCAGGGCACCACUCGCGCGCCGUGUGGCCUCGGUGCCCUGUGGACAAGGCGAGAGAGACACCCCCAGCCACCCCGCACCCCCGCCGGCACUGUCGUGAGGGUGGGAGGAGGUCCUGGAUGUGGACAAGCAGUGUGCAGGGAAUGUUGCUAAUGUUAAUAAAGUCCUAAGUGGCCCAUGUCCACCGA
Molecule: messenger RNA, 5530 nt
Organism: Mirounga angustirostris (Northern elephant seal)
Lineage: Eukaryota; Metazoa; Chordata; Mammalia; Carnivora; Phocidae
Gene: SACK1G
Product: family with sequence similarity 83 member G
Exons: 5
Coding region: 676-3144 (822 amino acids)
Biological process (GO): BMP signaling pathway
Cellular component (GO): nucleus; cytosol
Molecular function (GO): protein kinase binding
Source: RefSeq, a predicted model, not a curated record